UGCUAAGAAAUGCACAAAGUUUAUUGUCGAAGGGUACAGAAUGGUCUCCAUGGAUAAGGGUCUAAGUCUUCUUCGAAAUGUAUAAUUAUUUUUCAUGGGUCAGGAUAAUCCGUGUAAAUUUUUAGAAAGUAGUCUGCAUACCUGGACUAUUUGGAAAUAUUUUAAACGUAAAAUAUUUUUAACAAUAAACUAUAUUUAUUUUUCUACGUAAUCUUCUUGAUCGAAUAAUUAUCGUUGAACAAUUAUUUAAUCAUCAAUGUAAACUCAACAGAGAGAUUCAGAUGUUUAAAUAAAAUUUCUAAAAUUAAGUAAAAUUAAAACAAAUUAUAUAAAAAUCUUCCACAUGGAUGUAAUUAUCAUUACAAAGAUUUAUUAUUAUAAUAAAUAUUUAUUAUAUAUUUUUUUAUCUAUAAGGUUAAGGAUCAAAUUAUUAUUCAAAAUUGCAGCAACUAUCAUCAAUCGAUGCAGCAUACGGAUAUAUAAUUUAAUCAUUUCCUGUCCUGUUUACAAUGACUCGUCCAAAAAAUAUAUUUUAUUGAAUAAAAAACUCGAUUAAAAAAAAAGAAAAGAAUUAUUUAUUUUUCUUCUAACUUUUUUAUUUUGUUUUAUUUUAUUUUAUUUAUUUAUUUAUUUAUUUUCUAAUCUAAAAUCAAUUCACUCGCGUAUCUAUAGAUCAUUGGAUCGUAUUAAUAUUUUUUAUUUCUUCUAUUUUCUUCAAUACUGAUUCAUAGUGUCUUCUUUCAAUUAACAUCGCGAUUCAUGUCAACAAGAGCACCGAUAAUUGGUAGCCUGUUACCGAUGGACAAAAGUUUAUCGAUAGCCACCGAAGACAAUGAUCUUUUUGCAUAACAGUGAUCGAGUUAAUGUACUGUAAUUACUUUGAAUACGCGCGAUAAUUCGAAUCGAUGCAUUUUUUCUUGAGUCACAAGUGAAAUCCGACCGUGAUGUUUCUACAAAACAAGAUUUCAAGAUAUUCGUUUUAAUUAAACAUAUACAUUUAUUUAAUCGCCAAUCGAUCGAAAAGUGUCUUCGCGUUGAAAAAAAAAAAAAAAGAAAAAGAAAAAGAAAAAGAAAAUAGAAAAGGAAUGACACAUCGUGGAAAUUCCGGUGCACAAAUUUGCACGUGCAAUCUGUAAACCGCAGAAUUACGUAAAAUGUUGGCAAAUUAUUGAAAAUUAAGGAAGCCGCGUCCCACGAUGUUGAACCGGAAUCAUAAUGAACACGCGACAAUAACAGAGAAUAAUAGAAGAGUCGAUUUUUUUGCGUAUCGUUUAGUCUAAUCUUUUUUUUUUUUUUUUUUUUUUUACAACCGUCAAAUUGGAUAUAAGUAAAUGGUGUAAAGUAAGAAAUAUUUAUCUUAUCGAAGAGCACUUAUUUUAUAAAUUUUCACGAAGCGUUUUUUAACAAAAGUGCAAUCGUGUAAUUUUAUUGGAACGCGUAAUUAUAAUUCGCAUACCUGGCCGAUUAUUUACGAUAUUCUCAACUUAAAUUUGAUUAAUCGAAUAGUAAUAAUCAAAAAAUUAUAGAUAAGUUAAUGAUAUAUUUAAUUAUAUGUAAAAUUAUUCUAGUUUUAAAAUAUCUGUUUCGUUAAGAAUAUCUUUGGAAAGCUUUUCGACGAAAUGGCGAAAAAGGAAAAUGAUGGUCAGCAGACCUGCAAGCUGCAGGAGCAACAUGGGUUCAAUCCCUAAAAUUCGAUGUCCUUUCCAUGUUAUCCUAUGGGAGGGAUGUACCUGGCUUCCCCACUUACUCUCACCUACCGACCACUUAAAUAGGCAGCGGAAUAACCGAUGUCAUCAGUUAGUUCUUAGCGGUUUCGAGUCGGUUCUCGUAUUCAUAAAAUUAAACUUUUGCGGAAUUCAUAAAUCCAUCAACUUUCGAGAUCGAUUUUUCCUUCAAAUAUUUUUCUCUUCGAACAAUGUUUCGAAGAGGUCUUUCAAAUAUAUAACAAUAUAACUGGUGCGUGUCGAGAAUUCUUUUGCUGAAACCGCAGAAUGUACAAGCAGUAUUACAAGAAAUUCUUCCCACGAUGGAUUCCGACGCGAGUUUCGAUCGGUAUAAUGAUGUUCACGGCCUGUUGGGCCAAUUAUAUGUUGAGGUUACAAAUGCCAAUUCUGGCCGUGCCGAUGAUCAAAGCUCGGGCCACAGCUGGCAACAACGUAUCAAGCGCCGCAUGUGAAGUUAGAGUACGUCGCGCCAUCGCCUGGCUGGAUCCUGGCAUAUAUCUCGAAGAUUAUAUCCUUGCGGAGAGGUUAGAAGCCGCUCAGAAUGCAGUUGCUAAUUCGAAGGCGUACAACAUUCGCGUAAGGAGAAAUACGAAACCGAUCAGGCCGAGCGGUAUAUAUAUAUUCAAUGGUUUACCUUUCGAUUGGAGGCCCGAAAUUCGCGGCCAAUUAAUAGCCGCGUACAGCUACGGUAAUGUUCCUGGAAAUUUAUUGGGCGGCAUGAUGGCCGUUAAAUGGGGCGCAAAGAACGCGAUACUCUGGACAUCGAUUGUAGCAGUCCUGAUAUCAUUCUUCAGCCCGAUUCUCGCACAAUUUCACUGGGGCGUUCUUUUAGUCUCGAGGAUGGUCAUCGGUCUGACCGGUGGUAUAACGUUCCCGGCGUGUCACAGUUUGGUGGCGCGUUGGGCGCCUCCGAACGAAAAGGCACGUUUUGUUUGGUCGUUGCUCGGCGGCACGUUCGGUACCAUUUUCACGUAUCCAUUGGUCGCUGGUAUAGCACAAUCUUUGGAGUGGGAGAAUGGAUGGUACAUUCCAUCGUUGUUAAUAAUGGUUUGGAUAUUUUUCUGGGCGCUGAUCACAUACGAUUCUCCUGAAGAGCAUCCUGGUAUCUCGGCUGAGGAAAAGGAAUACAUUAUCACUGAACAAGCGGGCACAGUUCGCAAAGUAAAGCCGACGUUGAAACAAACACCGUUAAAAGAAAUAUUUACUUCAAUACCGUUCCUCAGCUUGAUCGUAUGCCAUUUCGGGAAUAUGUUUCUCCUCUUCUUUUAUCAGAACGCCAUGAUGAUUUAUCUAACGAAAGCUUUAGGAUUCAAAUUGACCAAAGGUGGGGUCGCAGCCGCCCUUCCCUGGCUUUUCAGGAUGGUCUUCGGCUUCUUUUUCAGUUGGGCCGGUGAUACGUUGAAGAAGAAAAAGAUCCUCAGUGUCACCGCUAUACGUAAAGGCGCAACGAUAUUCUCUCAUUUCCUGCCUGGAAUCUUCUUCAUUUUGGUUGGAUACGUUGGAUGCAGGUUCGUGCUCGCCAAUAUAUUUCUCAUGCUGGCGCUUGGCUUUAACGGAGCGGCGAGCAUCUCCAACCUGUCCAACAAUCAAGAUCUUUCCCCGAAUUUUGCCGGGUUUCUAUACGGUAUCAUGAACACUAUCGGUUGUACUUCCGGUUUUAUUAUUUCUCCUCUGGUUGAGGAGAUAGCUGGAAAAUAUGGAAAUCCUAUCGAGAGAUGGCAAACAUUGUUCUGGAUCGGUGCAGGGGUGUGCAUAGUUUGCAUGAUCGUCUUUGUAAUCGGAGGAAGCGGAAACAUUCAACCUUGGAAUGAGGUUCAAGUCGAAGCAGAGGAGCCCGAAACUUAAUUAUAUUUAAAACUUUUAUUUUUAACGUUAAAUAUUUCUGCGACAAAAAAAAAGUUAAAAUAAGUAUUAAUUUAAAUUAUAAAUUACGUAUGUUGAAUUUUUAUAUAAAAUUAUAAUAGCGUUUUACUUUUUUUAUCGUACUGACAAAUAGAUAGAAUCAUUGUGGAUGCAUAAGAAAUAUUAUUGUAAAUAUUUUAUAAAUCUCUCGAUGCAAGUAAGUUCUAAUAGAGAGAGAGAAAAUAGCGCAAAAUUUUAUUAAAAUUUCAAGAAUUUAUAUGAAAUUAUGAGAACAAAGUUCUUAAAUUUUUUUUAUAUGAUUUAGAAUGUUAUAGAAUAUAAUCGAGUAUUUCUUUAUUAAAUAAAUAUAUUUGAACCAAAGUUAAUUCUCAUCCAUCUUUCGUGUCAAUUUCGUGACACAUUUUUUAUGUAAAAAAAUAACAUUCUUCUGUCAUUUGUAAAAAACAUUAAUUUGAAUUUUUGUAAUUUUUAUUUUUUUAACAUGAAAUAUACGUAUCUUGUAUUAUUAAUAGCAAAAUAUGCAAUAAGAACAAAUAUGUGAUACGAAAUAUGAUAUUUGUUAUAAAAAUGUAUAUUUUUUUGUAUAUCAAUUUAAUAUAAUUUAAUAAAUAAACUACAUAUUUAAUAAAUAAAUUAAAUUAAAAUAAA
Apis cerana (Asiatic honeybee) is the source of this 4235-nucleotide messenger RNA. RefSeq names its product sialin. Gene Ontology annotation, molecular function: transmembrane transporter activity. The record is from RefSeq and is a predicted model, not a curated record. Gene Ontology annotation, cellular component: membrane. Gene Ontology annotation, biological process: transmembrane transport; monoatomic anion transport. Lineage: Eukaryota; Metazoa; Arthropoda; Insecta; Hymenoptera; Apidae.